Molecule: messenger RNA, 1835 nt
Organism: Pleuronectes platessa (European plaice)
Lineage: Eukaryota; Metazoa; Chordata; Actinopteri; Pleuronectiformes; Pleuronectidae
Gene: marchf5l
Product: membrane-associated ring finger (C3HC4) 5, like
Exons: 7
Coding region: 191-1072 (293 amino acids)
Molecular function (GO): zinc ion binding
Source: RefSeq, a predicted model, not a curated record
UUUCUGACCAAUCAGAGAGCUGCUGAGAGCCUGGCUGGGCGUGGCUUACCGUGGCUAGUCGUCAACACUUUAUUCCGGAUUUAACUUCACGAUCUGUAUAAAAGUGUGAAACCAGUAGAACCAGGUCUCAGCUGUCGUCUGAUGGGCUCAUGAGAACAUCGGAGAGAGAAGAGUCAGUUCCCGAAGCAUCAUGGCCGCUGUUGAGGAGCAGCCUGAGAAACACUGCUGGGUGUGUUUUGCCACAGAGCGGGACGACCACAGCGCGGAGUGGGUGAGUCCCUGCCGGUGUAAAGGCUGCACCAAAUGGAUCCAUCAGUCGUGUCUGCAGCGCUGGCUGGACGAGAAGCAGAAAGGCAACAGUGGGGGGGCAGUGAGCUGUCCGCAGUGUGGCACCGAAUACCACGUCGUCUUCCCCAAGAUGGGCCCCUUAGUGUACUUCCUGCAGCAGGUGGACCGGGCUCUGUCUCGAGUCAGUCCCUUCGCAGCUGUCGGGGUGGUGGUGGGGACGGUGUACUGGUCAGCCGUCACAUACGGAGCUGUGACCGUCAUGCAGGUUGUGGGUCAUAAGAAGGGUCUGUAUGUGAUGGAGCGAGCCGACCCGCUCUUCCUGCUGAUGGGUCUGCCCACCAUCCCUGUGGUGCUGGUCCUGGGAAAGAUGAUCCGCUGGGAGGAUUACUUAAUUCGGCUGUGGCACAAACGCAACCUGCCUCCAGGUAGCUACCGCUAUCUGCCUCGUCUUCCUGCCGACGGCCCCGGGGCCGGGGACCACCUCUCCGUGUCCAGGACUCUGUGUGGAGCGCUCAUCUUUCCCUCCAUCGCCAGUCUGGUCGGGAGGAUUCUGUUUCGACGGGUUUCAUCGAAUUUGCAACGAACGAUGCUGGGGGGCCUGGUGUUCGUGCUGAUCAAAGGAGUUCUGAAGGUGUAUUUCAAACAGCAGCAGUACAUCGUCCAGGCCAACAGGAACAUCCUCAACUACCCUGAGAGAAACAGAAAUGGACAGAACGAAGGUGGCGAGGUGGACGCCGAGGACACAGAGGACACCGAGGACACAGAGGAGAGUGGAAACGAGUAGCGGGAGCUGGAGUCGAUGUCAGAGAGGAUUUUAUAAAAAAAACAAAUGUAUUUUUAUCGUGAUACAAAAAGCAGAACUCAGGAGACUGGUUUUGGCACCAGUGGCAGUUGGGAUCUCAUAAUUCAUGGACACCAGUAUAAAGUCUGACAUUUUCCAAAUCUAAAACCAGUUUAUGGAUCAUUUAAAAAAGUUGAGAAAUUGCCUCCUCACUUUUUCAAGAUGUUUGAAUCUUAGUUUGGCUCUAAAGUCCUGAAUGUUGAAACAUGUUGGUGGUUCUGUUGGCAACCAAUCAGUUUAGCCUCAGUGCCUGUUAUUAUGAUAUGAAUCAGUUCUGCCUGACAGAAACGUUUUUUGAGAUCAUACAAUGUCGAGCUGCUGAAUCAGAGGUGUUGCUAGAAUGGAGGUUCGGGUGUUAUAGGGAUACAGGUGUAGAGUUUCAUAGUUUUAUGCACAGGUUAUUCAGGGUGUGGUUAUUUAUUGGUCUCAUGUUGCUCUUCCUCCUGACGCACAGUUAAAGUAGAGUUCAGAAAACACAGGAGAUUUAAAACACUGAUUAAAUCAUAUUAAUAUGUAAGACUUUUUGACUCCUGCGGUGAAGGUAAAUAAAGCAGAUCUUGGACCAGAAGGUUGAAAAAGAUUUGAUCUUUUUUGCUUUUGCAAAAUGAAAAUUACUUCAAAGCUGAAUGCAGGAGUGUGUUAAACUGAGCUCAUAUUUCAUAUCUUGGAGAAUAAUUUGUCUAAUAAAUAUCUCUGAUUAACCAAC